Messenger RNA from Dovyalis caffra, 942 nucleotides. NCBI's taxonomy places the organism in Eukaryota, Viridiplantae, Streptophyta, Magnoliopsida, Malpighiales, Salicaceae. The record is from the annotation of a GenBank genome assembly.
AUGGGAAAGGAAGGGGAACUAUGGGAUGAUUCAGCUUUGAUUAACGCCUUCAACGAUGCCAUGUCUAAGUAUAAAAAAAUGCAUGGAAAGAAAAAAAUCCAGGAUAAUUCAAGUGAUGGAGGGAAAGUUGGUAGCGUCACUGAGGAGGAAAAUGCCUCUGCUAUUACGACGGUUCAUGAAAGUCUUAAUGAGACUGUGAAGGAGGUUGAUGAGAGCAGCAAUGUUACAUUGAACACUGUGAUAGAAUUAGGAGAGAAUAAAAGUCUUUCACCGGCCAAAGUAAAUAAUUGUGUAGAUUCAUUUGGACCUGAAUCAUAUAUAGAUCAGUCUAAUGGUGUCCACAAGCAAACUCUCAAUGAUUGUUCAUAUUCACAUGGUGCAGAAGAUUAUAACCAGUUACUCAGCCAGUACUAUGAGCUUGAGGAGAAGAGGCAAAAGGUUCUACAGCAACUUAAUCAGUAUGGUGGUUAUAACUACCAAUAUCCUGCUGAAGGUUCAGGUUCUGGUGGUUAUUGGGGCACCUGUUCUGCGUCUAAAGAUCAAUCAGUUGCUUCAACUCAAGCUUCGCUCUCCCCUCUCAUCUGUUCAUGUUGCCUGUAUGCUUGUAAUUGUCCAGUGGCUCCAUGUUCUUCGUUCUUCACUUAUUCUUUGGGCGUUACAUCUCUUGGUAAAACAUGUACUGAUUCUUUUGCCAUGAUCGACCCUGGAAAUUCUUGCCCUCCUGUAGUUAGGAACAUUGUCAAAACAGCAAUGGAUGCUGCAGAAAGAGCAAUAUCAUCCAUGACAAUGAAUAUUUCUGCUGUUAACUCUGAUACAGAAGGCAAUAAAGUGGAGAAACAUAAAGACAAUGAAGGGGAAAUAGCUCAAAAUACAAGCUCUGAAACAGAUCUGACUGUUGUUUUAAAUGCUUGGUAUUCUGUAGGCUUCUACACUGGGAAGUAA